AUGAGUAGCAAAACCCCCCGACCCACCCGCCGCUACCCUCCCGCUACCUUAAAAUCCGCAAACGCCGCCACUUCACCCGAAACACCUACCCCACGCUUUCCCCCCCGAGAAAAACACUUCAUCGCGACCCCCUUUUAUACCAUCGAAGCACGAGCUCGGUCAUUUGAGGGGCAACUGCUCAAUGGCGUCACUCCGCUCCAACUGGCGCGAAACGGCUUCUACUAUGAACCGAACGGACCUUUCAGUGACAUGGCGUGCUGCUUUGCUUGUCAGGCAUUCGUACGCCUGGGAAGCUUCCAGCGCCAAACUCUCCAAGAAAGACAGAAACUACAUGCCAACGACUGCGUAUGGAAGGUCAUCUACGACGAACUGAAACGAGCUCUCGAAUCUACCGAAAUACCCCAUCCUUCAACCAACGCUCUCCCUCCACCUAGACAGCCAAUUUCCAGCCACCAUCCUUCUAUAGAAAAUGAGCCACCCAAGAAGACAACCAUCGACGCCAGCACACAGACACUAGCCCAAUCAACUUCAACCGUGCCCACCACAGCACAGAAACCUUCGAACUCCAACCCCGAAUCCCGCGCUCAAGCUACACUUGCCACGACCGACCCAGAGCCUCAACAACCUCCAACAGCUCAUUCUCCCCAGCCUCAUCAAACGACACCGUCCAUCACUUCCUCGCCCCAGACCAAACAAACAACCUAUGCUUCCGUCCUCCAGCGACCUGUCACAUCCAUACCGCAACCAACUCCUCCAGUGCAAGAACCUUUUCUUCCCGCCAAACCCAUACUCACAAUUGAAGAUCUUCAUCUCCGUUUUCACAAUAAACCGUCACCGUUCCAGCUCGAGAAUGAGACAAGCCAACGCCCACUCAAACGAACUCGGAACAAAACCGCAUCUGUCACACAGUCACUGUCCAGAUUCUUAGCUUCUGCUUUGCCCGCGUUCUCGCGGUUCCUAACAGGGAUGCAGCCAAAAUCAGAUACGUCGUAUCCGUCUCAUCCGCAAUUCCACUAUAGCCGCGCCAUGAGGGCAGCCUAA
This is a messenger RNA of Penicillium odoratum, 1041 nucleotides long. RefSeq lists its product as uncharacterized. The record is from RefSeq and is a predicted model, not a curated record. Bases 1 to 1041 code for a protein of 346 amino acids. The transcript has a single exon. NCBI's taxonomy places the organism in Eukaryota, Fungi, Ascomycota, Eurotiomycetes, Eurotiales, Aspergillaceae.